AUGGCCGAAAGCAGCGGGUUUCAGAUUGCCGCACCCUUGUCGUCAGGACUUGGGUAUGGCCUCCUCGUCGGCAUUGGGUCCGCCUUUGCCAUUGGCAUGUCGACACUGUCAUGGUUCCUCAGUCGAUAUAUGAACGAGAUUCAGGACUCGGAGAUGUUUAUGACAGCAAAACACUCCGUCCAGACCGGUCUUAUUGCCUCAGCUGUCGUGUCUUCAUGGACAAUCGCGACCACGCUUCUCGGAAGCACGACCUAUGGAUAUUCCUAUGGAAUCUCCGGUCCAUACUGGUAUGCUGCAGGUGCAUCUGUUCAAAUCCUGCUGUUUUCGGUAGCGGCCAUCGAACUCAAAAAGGGGGCUCCAAACGCACAAACAUUCCUACAAGUCGUCAAAGUGCGAUAUGGCACAGCGGCUCAUCUGGUAUUCUGCGCCUACUCCCAAGUCUAUCAGCUGAUAACGACUGUCAACUUGUUGGUGGGAGGAUCCGCUGCGUACUCUGCCAUGACCGGCGUCAAUCGCGAUGCUUCUUGCUUUCUCUUCCCAAUCGGGGUGGUGAUCUAUACGCUCGCUGGUGGGAUUAAAGCCACCUUCAUCACUGACUGGGUACAUACCGUGAUUAUUUACUUGAUCAUGUUGUACUCACUCUUCCGGAUCUAUGUCACCGCCGACGUUGUCGGAUCACCCGACCGAAUGUGGGAACUUCUCAAAGAAGCCGGACGGCUGCAUCCUAUCGAAGGCAAUGCCCAUGGAGAAUAUUUGACCAUGGGUUCAGAUGGCGGUGGCUACAUCGGUCUCGUUUUCAUCGGUGCAGGCUUCGCCGCCGCUGUUGAUAGCCAACUGUUCCAGAAAGCCAUCGCUGCCGACCCACGCAGUACCUCGAAAGGCUACAUCAUCGGUGGCUUGUCGUGGUUCACCAUUCCAUUUGUCCUGGCUAGCACUUAUGGUCUCACCGCCGCGGCGACGGAGCACUUGCCCAGUUUCCCUACCUACCCCAACCGCAUGAACGCGUACGAGAUCUCUUCAGGUAUGGCAAUGCCUUACGCAGCGUUAGCAGUCAACGGCAAAGGUGGUGUCAUCGCGAUCCUGCUCAUGGUAUUCAUGGCUGUGACAAGUGCCAUGUCGUCCGAGACUGUCGCCACCACAGCCCUCCUGACUUACAAUGUCUACCAAGCAUAUAUCAAUCCAAAGGCCAGCGGAAAGCAGCUGCUGUUUUUCUCUCAUUGUGUCACGGUCGGCUUCGCCAUUGUAGCGGCCGCGGUCGCGAUUGCCUUCAACCACGGUGGCUUCAGCGUCAGCUUCUUGAUCACCGCCAUCGGUAUCUUUGUCGACAGCGCGAUCAUACCGAUGGCCUGCACCAUCAUGUGGAGAAAGCAGUCGAGACUCGCUGUUAUCGUGUCGCCUUUGGCCAGCUCUGCCGCAGCCAUUCUGGCAUGGUUCCUGACUGCACACACGCACUUUGGCGAAAUUUCCAUCACCACUCUCAACCAAAACUUACCACUUGUGGCUGGCAAUAUGAUGGCGCUGACGGGACCCAUUGUUCUCACACCGCUCCUGACCUACAUCAAGCCGGACAACUUUGACUGGCAAGUGUUCAAGGACCAGAUCAAGCGCGGUGACGACGAACAUGUGACGGUGGACGGCCAUGUUGUCACAACGCAUGAUGCCGAGGCUCAAGCAGUUCUGGAUGAACGCAAACGACACGAAGAUGAAAACGAGAGGAUCUUGCUCGGGGCCCGAAACCGCUCCAUUGGCGUCAGCAUUGUGCUCACGCUGGUGCUCACACUCCUCUGGCCCAUACCGAUGUACGCGACAAACUAUAUCUUCAGCAAGCCGUUCUUCCGGGCUUGGGUUGCGGUUCUUUUCAUUGUCGCCUUCCUCGCCGCCGGAGCGAUUACACUUCUGCCGAUUUGGGAUGCAAGGAAAGUCAUGGCGCUUAUUGUCAAACGUUGGUUCAAGAAGGACGAAGUAUAUGCUGCAGAGGCUAUCAGCGAAGUCGUUACGAGCAGGGAUGCCAAGGGUGCGUCGGAAAAUACCACUCCGGCCCAAAAUAGUAUGGAGAAGAUAGAUGAGAAGUGA
Molecule: messenger RNA, 2073 nt
Organism: Exophiala spinifera
Lineage: Eukaryota; Fungi; Ascomycota; Eurotiomycetes; Chaetothyriales; Herpotrichiellaceae
Exons: 3
Coding region: 1-2073 (690 amino acids)
Biological process (GO): urea transmembrane transport
Cellular component (GO): plasma membrane
Molecular function (GO): urea transmembrane transporter activity
Source: RefSeq, a predicted model, not a curated record